UUGACAGACUGCGCGAAUCAUCGCGACACAUGAAAGUCACCGGUAAAACUAUAACACUGUUAGUUAUCCGAUCUAGUAGGCUUUAAAAAAUAUAUCGCAGUGUUUAACGAAGGAGUUUUUUCAGGUUUUUAUUGAAGUGGCGGUAUUUUAGUCACGAUGUUAGCUAUGACAAAGCGUUUUAAAGCCGUUUAGAAACAAACUCGGAGCUCGUUAGAGCAACCUUACAGUUACAGUAGUAUCUCAUUGAAUACAAAACAUAGCUUUUAUUUCUUUUUUCUUAGAUUUUUCUUCAGAUUAGAAAUGGCACGAAGUGUAGGUCGAAUAUUCAGCGGAUUUCGGUGCUUCGGUUCUCUCCCAUUCGGGAAUCCACUACUGAAAACACAAUGUUCCGGUGUUUUAUUCAGGACCACCUCAGAGCGGACCUUGGUGCAUGUGCUCCCAAAAAUCUUUCCCCGAAAACCUCGAGACUUCAGCCUGCCCAACUCGUCAUGGGGGAAAGAGAUGAUGGAGCUCUACAACCAUUACAACAGGCUGAGUAAGGAGGCGACAGAAGGGCAAGAGGACCAUGGAGAGGAGUGGACAAGACUGCCAAGCUACAAUCGGACUCUAAAGUAUGCAACAGGGGGAGCGUAUCUCAGCAAGAUAAUCCAGUCAAAAGCUCGCCUUUUCACCCGGAACAUCAGGGACCCUGGAGCAGCGUUUGAGUACGUUUUAUUUUUCAGACAAGACAAGCUCAAGUGUGUGUGCAUCUUCCAAGCUGGACACCUUUUGGAGGGACCGCCAGGACAUGUCCACGGGGGGGCAAUAGCCACCAUGAUUGACACCGUCACAGGAACGCAUGCCUCUCUGCUUUCCGCACCGGUUAUGACCGCCAACCUUAACGUCAAUUACCGCAGUCCCAUCCCACUUGGAAGUACUGUGCUGAUUGAAUCCAUUCUGGACAAAGAGGAUGGCAGAAAAAUGUAUAUUUCAUGUAGAGUGACCAGCACGGACGGCUCCAAACUCCACACAGAGGCAACAGGUAACUGUCCUCAGUGUCACUUCCAUUUCUGUCAUGCUACCCUCUGCAUUGUCACCCUUCUUCUACUUCUUUUUCUCCAUGCAGCACUGUUUUUGUCAAUCAGUGUCAGCAACCUGCUGAGAAGGUGAAGCAGCAGGCCAGGCUGGCAUAACAGAGGCCAGAACAAGCCAGUGUGUUUGACUUUGUGAAAAAUUGGUUUGGAUUACGGACAUAUUUUCUAGACCGUCUUGAAGAAACCUCACUAAAUAUAAUCUUGUAGUACAUGCUAAUAUGUCACUACUAACAGACUGAACUUGAAUGCCUUUGCAUAAUGGUAUUAACACAAAAACACCACAUAUCAAAAUGUUAAGGUGUUAUUGACUGUAUUUUGAGUUACCCAGGGGCCUUACAGUUCAACGCUUCCCCUGAGAUAUUUUGUAUAUUUUUUUCUCCAAGAUCAAAGUCUCUUGUGUGGAUAUUAUUUUUCAUUGAAGAAAGAAAAAAAUAUCGAUGUAAAUAAAAACUCUUAUGUUAUGUGGUUUUGCUCUUUUUAAAGCCCAAAUAUUUAUUCUGUGAUGUGCUUGAAUCUGGGAUAGGAAGUGCUUGUCAUUUUUUGGUGAUUCUGCUCAAGUAUUUGUCACAAAGAACUCUAAACCGCUUUAUUUAAAAGAGUUUUGGUACUGCCAGUAACAGAAAAAAGUAACAGAAGAGAUGAAAGAAGGAUGCUUUUGAAUUUGGUCGUCUUUCUAAUGAGAAAGCGUGAGUUUCAUGCUUCUUGUAUUACACCUUUUACUCAUUUUUUGAGCUUUGAUUGUCAGGUGUGGGUUGUUAGCUGUUACCCCGCCAUGUGGUGUCUGUGGUCGGUUUAGAAUGUGAAAUGUAGCUUUUUUCACCAACAGAAUAUCGUAACUUAGUCAUGAAGACAUGAGGCCUUCAAAAACAAGUUCAUCACGUCGGCCAAUGCCGCUCACGCUGGCACUUUGAGCGUGUGUCUGCAUUUAGAAAUGACUGUGGCGUGUUGCAGCGAGCCGUAAAAAGUAACGGCUUCCACAUCACAGAGAGGCACGCUGCUCUGGCAUCCACUGCAGACCACGAAGUUAGAAAAACUGAUGAUAUGCAGCUGCUUUCUUUUCUUUAAUGCGUGCGAUGGGACUUUGAAAGGGGUAUGUAAUAGCAAAAAUGUUCAAUAUCUGUUUGUUGUUAACAAAAAUUGGAAGAAAAAAUUUCCCAAUUUGCAUCAUGGGGCUGAUGAAUGAUUUCAAAAAACACAAUUAUUUUAUUAAAGAGAAAUUCUC
This is a messenger RNA of Xiphophorus maculatus (southern platyfish), 2295 nucleotides long. RefSeq names its product acyl-coenzyme A thioesterase THEM4-like (gene them4). The coding region runs from base 301 to 1149 and encodes 282 amino acids. Lineage: Eukaryota; Metazoa; Chordata; Actinopteri; Cyprinodontiformes; Poeciliidae. The transcript has 5 exons. The record is from RefSeq and is a predicted model, not a curated record.